CGACCACCUUCCUGCUUGCCUUGCCAAUGUCACGCCGAUCUCGCUCGCGUUCAUACUCUCGUUCUCGCUCUCGCUCUCCUGGAAGGAGGAUAACGUUGCCUUACAACGCACAGCCCAUCUCUGAUCGUGACUACUUCCUGAAGAGUGAUGAGUUCAGGUUAUGGCUCAAGGAUGAGAAGCGCAAGUACUUUGAUGAACUGUCCGGGGACAAGGCCCGAAGUUACUUUCGCAAGUUUGUGAAGGCCUGGAAUCGUGGCAAGCUCUCGCGAGAGAUAUACGCGGGGGUUGAUCCUUCUGCGACCUCUGCCUCUUCCCAAACUUCCUAUAAAUGGACAUUCGCCUCGAAGGGGUCUCGGACCGACCAUGAAGCUCUACGAUCUGUGUGCGAAGAGAUUGCUGCCGCGACGUAUGCCAAAAAUGGGUCCAGCUCUGAGCCAUCGACAUCGACCCGAGGGAAGCAAGUGGGACCCACUCUGCCUUCGAGUACCGACCUUCAGCUCGCGCGUGAGACUGAAGAAGACAUGCGCGAGACUGAACGCAGAUACAAGCGGAAACGUGACAAGUUGGAGACGCGCGACCGCAUUGAGAACAUGGUCGGCCCCAAGGAAGUUGGGCGAGAAGGGAUGCUUGAGAAGAAGCGUGCCCGACGCGAGGAAGACCGGGCCUAUCGCGAACGCGGAGACGAAGGAUUGGAAGCUGACGAGAGCACCCUGAUGGGCGGAGGGGACGAUUUUCAAUCUGUGCUCGCCAAACGAAAGGCGGCCACGGAGCGAUACUCUCGAGCAAGGGAGAUGAGAGACCAGGAGCUUAGGGAAAAGGCCGGACAAAUGAAGGAGAAGGAGAAGGCCACGAUGGACAUGUUCAAGCAGAUGGCGGCCAAGUUCGGGUAAUCUACGCGCUCUCUCGCAUCUCUGGAGUAUGCUUCCCGUAUGAAUUCUGUUCAGAUGCCCUUGCUGUGGACCUCGACUGCGUUGGUGGCGCCAAGGCCGCGCUGCACGUUCGUAACAUGCAUGACCGCAUCAGUGCGCCUUCCGUAGUCCCAUGUAGGUAGCAGUAUACAGGCACAGUCUUUGAC
This is a messenger RNA of Schizophyllum commune H4-8, 1075 nucleotides long. RefSeq lists its product as uncharacterized. The record is from RefSeq and is a predicted model, not a curated record. Bases 27 to 890 code for a protein of 287 amino acids. Lineage: Eukaryota; Fungi; Basidiomycota; Agaricomycetes; Agaricales; Schizophyllaceae. The transcript is spliced from 6 exons.